CGUAAAGCCGUGCGCCGUAUUCCAGUUGGUGUUGUUGUGAGGAGCUGCACUAGAAGAAGGAUGUGGAUGUUCAAACUCAAUAUUUUGGCAUUUUUGUUAGUUUUUGUGGGAAAACAUAACACAUUUGCUCUUCAGGAUGUAACGGCCGACCUUUUCGGUGCCGAAAAUUACGGGACGGUGGCAGCGUUUGGAGACUUUUACGCGGAUAAGCAGACUGACAUCUUCAUCAUCAGAGAGCAAUCUGAACUGCUGAUAUUCUUGGCUGACUCGAAAACCCCUUACUUCAAGCCCAAAGUUAACAUCACGAAGGAUAUUCUCCCAAGGGACACGGUCAUCACCAGUGUGGUUCCAGGGGACUAUGAUGGAGACUCUCAGAUGGAUGUCCUUCUUACAGCACAGAUCCAGAAGUCCAAGAGCACAACUGUUCUCAUAUUUUGGGGGAACAACCAGACAUUAGAUAUGAGUGGGUGGCUCAGGCUGAACAAGACCUUUACAGAUCAACCCCUUGUUAUGGAUUUCAACGGGGACAUGAUCCCAGACAUAUUUGGAGUCGUCAACCCCCCAUUCACCGAAGUGUGCUAUCUCACCAACAGGAUUCCAGUGUGGCGGAAUGCACUAAGUUCAUCUGUCAAUAUGCGCGUCCCUCACUCUAACGCUUUCAUUGACCUCAACAAGGACUUCACCGCUGAUUUGUUCCUGACAACUGAAGGGCCCAGGUUUGAGUUUUGGAUCAGCAAGGACGGGAACUUCACCAGAAGUGAAGUCAUGCCAGCAGAACCACCACCAGACACAACUGUUGGACAGUCCUCCUUUGUCGACUUUGAUGGUGAUGGCGACCAGGACCACCUCCUCCCCGUGUGUUUGGAUGCUGCCUGUCAACGCAGUGCCAUCUACCUGGCCAAGUCAGGCUCCAAAGAGUGGGUAACAGUGCUGUCAGAUUUCCAGUGGAAGGGAACGGUUUGGAGCUUUGUGCCAGGGAAACCCAGCCAACCCCUGGCCCUGCACUUCGGGGACUACAACCUGGACGGCUUCCCUGAUGCCCUGGUUGUCCUCCGCAACACCAGUGGCGGUGGUCAGCAGGCCUUUCUGUUGGAGAACGUGCCCUGUAGCAACGCCAGUUGCCAGAGUGUAGGAAGGAUGUUCCACAUCCACUGGGACCAAUCAGAUCUGGGAGCCAUCCAAAAUGCCAUCAUGGCAACAUUCUUUGACAUCUAUGAGGACGGUAUAUUAGACAUGCUGGUUCUCAGCCAGGCAGAGGGCAAAAACGACUUGAUCAUCCAUGCUUUGAAGAACAAUUUUGAAGCGGAUGCCUACUUCGUUAAAGUGAUGGUGCUCAGCGGCCUCUGCUUCAAUGACUGUCCAGAAGAUGUCAAGCCUUUUGGUGUUAACCAGCCAGGUCCCUAUGUCAUGUACACCACAACAGACUCCAACGGCUACCUGAAAAACGCCUCAGCCGGUCAGUUGAGCCAGUCGGCUCACUUCUCCCUCCAGCUGCCCUACACUGUGCUGGGCCUCGGACGCAGCGCCAACUUCUUGGACCACCUUUUCGUCGGCAUCCCCCGGCAGCCUGGAGAGACGGAAAUAAGGAAGAAGGAGUGGACGGCCAUCAUUCCCAACUCUCAGCUCAUCGUCAUCCCCUUCCCACACAAUAAGCCCCGCAGUUGGAGCGCUAAGUUGUACCUGACUCCUAGCAACAGUGUGUUGCUGACGGCCAUCGCAUUGAUCGGAGUGUGCGUCUUCAUCCUCGUCAUCAUUGGCAUCCUCCACUGGCAAGAGAAGAAAGCGGACGAUCGCGAGAAGAGACAGGAAGCCCACCGUUUCCAUUUCGAUGCCAUGUGAAGGAAGAAAGUUGCAUGAUGGGAGAACACCCUCUCCUGUCCUCCUCCGCCUAAGCCUCACCCUCUUUUCCCCUUCACACACACAUUUUCACUCAGUCUCAUUUCAAGGGCCAAUAAAUGGAUCCUCAUUUGCCCCAAAACGUUUCUUUUUGAUAUUUUCUCCAGUCCCUCAGACAGAUGUGAAAUAUUGAUGUUCCAUUUCAUUUAUUCAUUCCUGUGUUAGAAGUACAGGAGCUGCAACAAGGCCAUGGAGACACAGACAUCCUAAUGGAGAUCACUGAUUACUUUAAAGCAGGGAUUUCUUGGGACUGGCAGCAUGAUCAUCAGUGGUGUUAUUAGAGUAUUAUUUUGACCAAAUUAUACAGGUUUCUGUUGAUACACCCAACAAGUUAGUCCAAAAUUGCAAGCUGUUUAUUCACUGGAAGGGAAGCACCUUUGGUACCGAGUGUUAAAAUGUGUAAUGUUACUUGAAAUCCAUGUGUAUGUUACUGUCCAUUGUCUUUGUCUACUUGUUUUGCCUCUGUUGUUUUCAUUUAACUGAGAUAUGGGGAAUAAAUGGUGCAAGUGGUGCAAAGUGAACAAAACGGACACAUGCAACAUCAUGAUUCUGAGAAACAUUUUUCUGCUACCAAUCUCAACAAAAAUGAUGAAUUGCCUUCGGGUCGGCCGAAUGUGAAUUCAUCUUUUCUCAGUUGAUCUAAUCACAGUGCAUCGUGUGAGUGCCAAAAAAGGUUUUCUGUGUUGCAUCCUGCAAAUUUCUAAUGCUACUGCAUCAAGGCUCAGCACACAGGCUAAAAGACUUUUGAGUUUUUAAAUUUUGAACUGCUGAAUAAGGCACAGUUUACUCCAGCUGUAGUUGUCAUUUUUGUUGUCUUUUUAAAGUUAAUCAGGCCAAGCGCUUUAGUGUGUUCAGAUAUUUAUUUCACAAGAAUGAGCUCAUGCCUUUCCAAGUGGUUUGCACUUUUAACUAAUGAUUAACUGCAGGUGUAUGUAAUGUAUUUUGUUUUGCGGAUUUGAUUUGUAAAUGAAUGUUCAGACUACUAAAUGUGUUUACUUACUGAGGUUGAGAAUAAAGGUUUCUCCUGCUUAAAUCAA
Molecule: messenger RNA, 2933 nt
Organism: Perca fluviatilis (European perch)
Lineage: Eukaryota; Metazoa; Chordata; Actinopteri; Perciformes; Percidae
Gene: itfg1
Product: integrin alpha FG-GAP repeat containing 1
Exons: 18
Coding region: 61-1839 (592 amino acids)
Cellular component (GO): plasma membrane
Source: RefSeq, a predicted model, not a curated record